Molecule: messenger RNA, 1495 nt
Organism: Chelonus insularis
Lineage: Eukaryota; Metazoa; Arthropoda; Insecta; Hymenoptera; Braconidae
Product: homeobox protein HMX3-A-like
Exons: 4
Coding region: 224-895 (223 amino acids)
Biological process (GO): regulation of transcription by RNA polymerase II
Cellular component (GO): nucleus
Molecular function (GO): DNA binding
Source: RefSeq, a predicted model, not a curated record
UAUACUUCAACUUCUUGUUACUUCAGUUCUAGAAAGAAAUUAUGUGUAUGAUUUUUUUCGAAGUCUUUUACAUCUUUUACAUAUCGUAUAAAGAAAUAAAUGUAACGUCUCAGUGAAAAACACAUCGUCGAAACGCAGUAUAGUAAAUGGAUUUUAUUGUCUCAUUUAUGGCAGUAGAAUAACAUAAAAAUUAAAGUCUACUACAGAAAUAUUAUUUACAAUAAUGGAACCACUCUUUCCAUCGGAAAUAGCACGAUUAGUUUUGGGGUAUUUGAAAGAAGAAUGCUUGGAAGCUUUUCUUGAUCAACAUAAUGCAGUAGCUAGCUACAUUCAAAAUAAGCUUAAAGAAUUGACUCGAUCACAAACGAUAUCCAAUUCUGGGGAUCUUAUUAAAAAUUUAAAGACACUUAUUGAAACAAUUGGUGAAAGAAAUUCUGAUCGGAAUGAAGUAUCAGUGAUCUUUGAAAAUAUAACUCAUAGACAAAAUAACACAGAAAAUGUUAAAGAAAUAAGAUUAGAAAGCAAUGCAGAACAAAAACUUGAUUGUAGUUUAAAGAAUGAAAAGGUAAAAAUUGAAAAAUUAACAAAGGAUCAAGAAAAACGAUUAAUUGCUAAAUUCAACAGAACUAACUAUUUAACUCAUACAGAAAGAAGAGAACUAGCUAAAGAAAUGGAGGUCUCAGAAAUUGUAAUUAAAUCGUGGUUUCAAAAAAGACGAAACGAAUGCAUGCAUACCUGCAGUGAUCGAAAACGAUAUAAAAUUCGACGGGAUUCUAGUGAUUCAAAUGAUACGGUAUAUGAACCUUGUCCAUCUAUAUCUUAUUCAUCUAAUAAAAAUAAAAUAAGCUGCUCUUCAAGUUCUCAACGUGAGAGAUCUAGAUCAUCAGAUAUUUAGAAACGUAAGAGUAAUAAUUGAGAUUUCUCAAACAUAACAUAGAAGUAAAUACAAUUUACUCCCCUCAUUUAACAGAGUAAUAGUUUACAUCUGUAAAUCUCAAGUUUUGAAUCAAAAAAUACAAAAAAAAUUUUCAUCCACUAUUUUGUUCUAUUAAAUGAAAUCAUGAUAAAAAAUUGAAACCAUAAAUGAAAAUGAUGAAUCAGUGCAAUUUUAAAACUAAUUGACUUAUUUAACAACGGAUUGAUUGUGCUUACAAUUCAAGAUUUACAUGUAUACAAAUAAGCCUAUCUAGAUCGAAAGUAAUUAAAACAUGUACAAAACUUUUUUUAAAAUAAUACUUUACAAUUACAAUAUUCGUUAAAUAGUAAUGUUGUCUAUAAAUCGUACAUACACUGUUGAAUAUUCAAUGACACUUUAUCGUGCGUGUAAACUACGAAUGGGCGGGAUCCAAUUGUUUAGGGAGUUUCAGUAAAACUCGAACCGUAAAUAAUGAAGGUGGAAUUUUCAUUAAAGCUUCACCUGCUCAAGUUAAUUUUAUUUACACAAGAAUUUGUCACUUAAUAACAAAAAUAUUUUCAAAUAAAUGAAAAGCAGUAA